AUGCUGAAAUUUUACAAUAAUAAACUUACUACAGUGGGGUUCCAAAAGUCUAUAGUGUUAGGGUCACAUCGUUCAAUUCCUGCUACAAACACAGAUCGCAUGAACAUGGACAAACAGCCGUCCAAGUUGGAUCACUUAGCCCGCACUUCGACAGAGCCACGCGAGAAGAACUUAAUAUGGGUAAAAAUUGUGGGUGUCGACACUGUCAAUGAGAAGACUCGGCUCUUAAAGCUCGGGUUGCAAGAAGGCCCAGCGAAGUUUCUUGCUGGACAGUGGCUGGAUACGUUUGUCCCCGGUAACCCGAAACCAGGUGGCUUUACGAUAGCCUCGGCGCCGUCAACAGCCGCGCGAGCCACGGAGCCGUAUUUUGAAUUGGCCGUCCAAGAAGCGCCCGAGAAUCCUGUGGCAGCAUGGCUCUGGAAGCCGGAGAACGAAAUACUGCAUAGAUUCAUACAAGUGCGUGUUGGGGGAAGCUUUGUUUGCCCACCAACUGAGGGGCUCGACGGUAUCCGGCGCAUUAUCCUCGUCGCUGGCGGGGUGGGCAUCAACCCGCUCGUGAGCAUGUUGGGCUACGUUGCCGAUCAGGAUGAUAAUCUGAGCAUACAAUUGUCAGUUAUGUAUAGCACAAGGGAGCCGGAGGACGGAGACUUAGGAGAGGUCCUGUUUCUGGACAGGAUUUUGAAUCUCUUUCGCACAGGUAGAGUUUCGGGCAACGUCAAGCUCUUUCUUACUAGGCCGGCGUCUCAUAUUUAUGAUCGGACGGCUGAUGAAACCGGCGGAAUCGAUGUAAGGUUUGGGAGAAUCGAAGGGGGGGACCUUCUUUCGGAGAUAUCUUCCGGCGGCAGCAAGGAGAGCACGCUGGUGUAUAUAUGCGGCCCACCAGCCAUGACGGAUUCAUUUGUUGAUCUGUUGACGGCGCCAGAUGUAGCAACCGUGAUCAGUGCUGCGAGGGUAAAGUCAGAAAAAUGGUGGUGA
This is a messenger RNA of Cordyceps militaris CM01, 975 nucleotides long. Its product is annotated as Riboflavin synthase-like beta-barrel. Gene Ontology annotation, cellular component: mitochondrion. NCBI's taxonomy places the organism in Eukaryota, Fungi, Ascomycota, Sordariomycetes, Hypocreales, Cordycipitaceae. The transcript is spliced from 5 exons. The record is from RefSeq and is a predicted model, not a curated record. Bases 1 to 975 code for a protein of 324 amino acids. Gene Ontology annotation, molecular function: oxidoreductase activity.